AUGGCUGGUUCGCAUCCCUUUGCCGGAAUUUUUAUUUUCUUGGCGUUUUCCGCCUUGGUGCUGCCCAAGGCGGUGGUGCUCUGUGAAUUUCCGGCGACUCUGACUCUCUCAAGAGCUUUUCCGGCUAAUCAGAGAGUCGAAGAACUGAGUCAACUCAGAGCUCGUGACAUGUUAAGGCACGGUCGAAUUUUGCAGUCUUCAGGUCGUAUCGCGGAAUUUUCCCUCCUGGGCACCUAUAGUCCCUUCCUUGUUGGGCUUUAUUACACAAAAGUUCAAUUGGGAUCUCCUCCAAAAGAAUUCCAUGUUCAGAUUGACACUGGAAGUGAUGCCUUGUGGGUCAACUGCAAUGCCUGCAACAGUUGCCCCAUAUCUAGUGGACUCAAAAUUCCAAUCAAUUCCUUCAACCCUUCAAGCUCAUCUACAGCAUCAGUAAUCUCCUGUUUUGACAAAAGAUGUGCUCUUGGAGCUCAAUCCUCAGACGCUGGCUGUUCUAAGAAAAAGGAUCGGUGCAAUUACUCAUUCCAGUAUGGAGAUGGCAGUGGGACAUUGGGUUAUUAUGUAUCAGAUGAGCUGCAUUUCAACACAGUUGCUGGGAAUUCUUCGACUUCAAAUUCUUCGACUUCCAUUCUCUUUGGCUGUAGCACAACGCGGACUGGGGACCUGAUUAAGUCGGAUAGAGCAGUUGAUGGGAUCUUUGGGUUCGGGCAGCGGGGUUUAUCUGUCAUUUCACAACUUUACUCCAAGGGAAAUACCCCAUAUGUGUUCUCCCAUUGCUUGAAGGGAGAUAAUGAUGGUGGAGGUACAUUGGUUUUCGGUGAGAUCGUGGAUCCAAAUAUAGUUUAUAGUCCACUUGUCCCAUCACAGCCACAUUAUAAUUUGAAUCUGAAGAGCGUUGCUGUCAAUGGGAAGAUAUUGCCCGUUAAUCCAGCAGCAUUUGAGACAUCAAACAACCGGGGAACCAUAGUCGAUUCUGGGACAACUUUGGUAUACCUUGCAGAAGAAGCUUAUGAUCCUCUACUCAAUUCUAUUACAGGGAUUGUCUCUCGAUCAGCACACCUUUUUGUUGUCAAGGGAACUCAGUGUUUUCAAAUCACCUCCAGUGUCUCAGAGACAUUUCCUACAGUUAGUUUAAACUUCGCUGGUGGUGCAUCCAUGAGCUUGAAACCUCAGGACUACCUUAUACAGCAUAACUCCAAUGGUAGUUCUAGUGUGUGGUGCUUUGGCUUUCAGAAAAGUCAGCCUCAAGGACUAACAAUUUUAGGAGACCUUGUUCUCAAAGACAAGAUCAUAGUCUAUGAUCUGGCACGCCAAAGGAUCGGAUGGGCUAACUACAAUUGUUCAUCACCAGUGAAUGUAUCAGCAUCCAGGAGUGCCAGUAAAAGCGAACUUGUCAAUGCAAAUCAGAAUAGUGCUGGUAGCAGUUCAUCGCAAAGCACACUCUACACGCUGAUACCAAGCAUCAUAAUGGCUUUCCUCUUCCAUUUCCCAGUGUUUUGCAGUUCCUCAUUUUUGUAA
This is a messenger RNA of Cornus florida, 1515 nucleotides long. RefSeq names its product aspartic proteinase 36-like. Gene Ontology annotation, biological process: proteolysis. Lineage: Eukaryota; Viridiplantae; Streptophyta; Magnoliopsida; Cornales; Cornaceae. Gene Ontology annotation, molecular function: aspartic-type endopeptidase activity. The record is from RefSeq and is a predicted model, not a curated record. The transcript is spliced from 10 exons. Bases 1 to 1515 code for a protein of 504 amino acids.